This is a messenger RNA of Cucumis melo (muskmelon), 1545 nucleotides long. Its product is annotated as alkane hydroxylase MAH1-like. The record is from RefSeq and is a predicted model, not a curated record. Bases 1 to 1545 code for a protein of 514 amino acids. NCBI's taxonomy places the organism in Eukaryota, Viridiplantae, Streptophyta, Magnoliopsida, Cucurbitales, Cucurbitaceae. Gene Ontology annotation, molecular function: oxidoreductase activity, acting on paired donors, with incorporation or reduction of molecular oxygen; heme binding; iron ion binding. The transcript has a single exon.
AUGGAGUGGAGUGCCAUUGUUAUUCUCUCAAUUCUUCUCCCUUUCUUCAUUAUUUUCAUCACUUUUCUGAAAUGGAAUAACCCUAUGAAUGGGAUUCCGUGGAAUUGGCCUGUUUUAGGAAUGCUCCCUACAGUUGUGUUCCAUAUGAACAGAAUCAAUGAUCGUGCCACAGAAAUUUUGCACCAAGCUGCUCGUUCCACUUUCUUCAUCAAUGGUGUUUGGUUUUCUGGCACUGAUUUCUUCCUCACAGCUAACCCUUCAAAUAUUCACCAUAUUUUGAGUGCCAACUUUGAGCAAUAUCCUAAAGGCCCUGAUUUCAAGUACAUUUUUGACUUUUUUGGAGACGGGAUUUUCAAUUCUGACUUUGCUUCAUGGAAAUCACAACGAGUAACUGCUCAUGCUUUUUUUCGUAACCAAAAAUUUCUUCAGUUCUUGGAGAAAAUUAUAUCGAAGAAAGUGAAAGCAGGGCUUUUUCCUGUUCUUCAAAGUUUUUGUGAAAAUGGGUCAGUGUUGGAUUUGCAAGAUUUGUUUCAAAGGCUGUCUUUUGAUUCAACUUGUAUGUUUGUCACUGGCUUUGACCUUCAAAGUUUAUCUCUUGAAUUUCCUCAAAUUCCUUUCUCAAAGGCUAUGGAUGAUAUCAAGGAUGUCGCAUUUCUUCGACAUUUUUUCCCUAAAAAAAUAUGGGAAUUUCAGAACAAACUCCAAAUUGGCCAACCCAAGAAGCUGAAACAAGCUUGGAACAUCAUGGAUGAAACAAUCCACAAAUUGAUAGCUUUAAAAAAGGAAAGCUUGAAGAAUCAAGAAGAGGUAGAUCCUGACGAUCGUGAUUUGCUAUCAUCAUACAUUAUUACAAACAAUAAUGUCAAAGAUGAUGAUGAUGGUGAUUCUAAGUUCUUGAAAGACACGGUUUUAAAUCUUAUGAUGGCAGGCAGAGACAGCGUGAGUUCAGCUCUCUCUUGGUUUUUCUUCUGUCUUUCGAACAAUCCAAUUGUCGAAGCAAAGAUAAGAGAAGAGCUUGAAACAACGGUUCCAUUAUCUAGCGAUGACGCUACUCGUGAUCAAUGCCAUAUAUUUUCCUAUGAAGAGUUGAAGAAACUUGUUUACUUUCAUGGGGCUUUAUGUGAAACACUUAGGCUUUAUCCAGUAGUUCCAUUUCAACAUAAAGUCCCUUCAAAGCCUGACAUUCUUCCAUCAGGUCAUCGUGUAGAUCCCAAUACAAAGAUUCUGUUUUCAUUAUAUGCAUUGGGAAGAAUGAGUGAUGUGUGGGGAGAAGACUGCAUGGAGUUUAAGCCAGAGAGAUGGAUUAAUUCAAAAAAUGGAAAGAUCAAACAUGAGCCAUCUUAUAAAUUCUUGGCAUUUAAUGCAGGGCCAAGGACUUGUUUGGGAAAGGAAGUAGCUUUUAUUGAGAUGAAAUUACUGGCUGCUGCCAUUCUUCACAACUUCAACAUUACUAGACAAACAGAGCAUGAAGUUGUUUCAAAUGCUUCUAUUAUUCUUCAAAUGAAGCACGGAUUUAAAGUCAAGGUGACAAAAAGAUGGACUUGA